UAGCUUCUGGCUAAGAAUUAGCCGGCUAGCGGAGUUAGCGAUUGGGUUGCAUUUAUCAUGGUUGUUCUGUAGUACAAUGCUCACAAUGUUGGCUCGUUUAGCUUGCCAGGUUGGCGUCAUAGUUAUAGACCAGUAGGGUUAGUGGAGCUGGUACGUCGACCCUGGCUGUUAUGUUGCUUCAUCUGAAAAUUUGAAAAAUACUCCUGAAACAUUUGUGGACGCAGCAAUGUCUGAUGAAAGUGCAAACCAAACUGACCUAAGAAAACAGCAACUCGGCUACAAGACUGUUCUUGUUACCGGGGGAGCUGGUUUCAUCGGGUCUCAUCUGAUCAUCCUUUUGGCUGUGAAGUAUCCACUGUGGAGAAUCAUCAAUGUUGACUCAUUGGACUACUGCUCAAGUUUAAAGAACCUCAAAUGUCUUGAGAACACAUGUACUUACAAAUUCAUUCAGGGAGAUAUUUGCAAUCAGUACUUUAUCAAUCAUCUGUUUUCUACUGAAAAUAUUAACAUUGUUUUCCACGGUGCUGCUCUUUCUCAUGUUGAGAACUCCUUUCUGUAUCCAUCCCAGUUCAUGUAUGUGAAUGCAGAGGGCACAAGCUUUUUGCUCCAAGCUGCAUUUGCAGCUAGAGUGGAGAAAUUCAUAUACAUGAGCACUGAUGAAGUGUAUGGAGACAGUCUGGAGAAGGACUUUGAUGAAUUAUGUCCAAAAAGGCCAACCAAUCCUUAUUCCAAAUCAAAAGCUGUUGCUGAAAAUAUAGUGAUGUCAUACUGGGAAAACCACAAGUUCCCAGUAAUAAUAACGAGGAGCAAUAAUGUUUAUGGACCACGGCAAUAUUAUGAGAAGGUUAUUCCAAGAUUUAUAGGACUUCUACAACAGGACCAAAAAUGCACCAUUCAGGGAACAGGCCUCCAAUCCCGUCACUUUCUUUAUGUCGAUGAUGCUGCAGAGGCGUUCUUGAUGCUCAUGGAGAGGGGCAUCAUGGGAGAGAUUUACAAUAUUGGGGCUACCUUUGAGAUACCCGUCAUCCAGCUGGCUAGAGAGCUGGUGAAAAUGGUGAAGAACACAUCUAACAUUGAGUUGGAUGAUUGGCUACUAUUUGUUGAGGACAGACCUGUCAGCGACCUGAGAUACCCUUUGAACUCAGACAAGAUGCACAAGCUUGGCUGGAAGCCAAAGGUCCCCUGGAAGGAGGGAAUCAGAAAAACAAUUAAGUGGUAUGAAGAGAACACAUGCUACUGGCCGGUGCGCACAGCUACAAACCGAAACCCAUCUUGUGCUUCGUGAUGCAACGACACAUUCCCAAGAAGGGCCAGUACAUUCAGAAGAGAAACUUCCAGCCUAAUCGCAGCUGUGAAUAUCAUGGACAAGCUUCUUUCUUUUGCCCUCCUGUGUUGUUCGGUGAGACUGAAUGGAAACCAUCCAUACAGAACCAGUCGAGAAAGAUGCAGAAAGGCAUGCGGUACUCAAGAUGUUUGACACUUUAAGCAGCAGCAUCAUCAUCAUCCAAGUAAUGAUGUCGCUAAAAUGUAAAUUUGCUGCCAGUAAGAUGAGGCUUACAGAAUAUUCUUCAGAUUCUACCAAAUACUCCUUAAUUGUGUAGAAUAAGGGUGACCAAAAAAGUUUUCUAUUGCCAACAAAUGUAGCGCGUGCUUUUCACAUGGUAGGAUUGGGGGCUAAAGAAAGAAGGAAUUGUAGUAGUGCCUGAUAGGUUAUGGUGGAGCAGGAUGCUUCGCGUCUGUACUGUAGAUGUCUGUACUUCAUAAAGGUGUACUAAUCAUAGAUACAAAUCAAUUCCUUGAGGAAUGGUAAUUAUAAAAUGGGGUAACAAUUUGCUAUAUUUUUAAUAUCCUUCAUUUAAUGUAGGUGGAAUGAAAAAAAAAUUGUGCCAACUGUAAAGAAAUAUUUUGAUGUUUUGACUUGUUUUGAUCUUUUAAAAGCUGUUACCAAGGUGUGUCAUGCCUGUAAGUUAAAUGGUUUUAAGGUUGCCACCUGAUUAGGCCUUUUAUCAAAUUUAAAAUGAUACAUGUCUAAGUACCUGAGUACAACUGUUAUUAAAGCUCUGUAUACUAAAUGACACGGAAUUUUGAGAACUAAAUUAAAAGGUUUUCAAUAAA
Messenger RNA from Electrophorus electricus (electric eel), 2115 nucleotides. It is a transcript of the gene tgds, whose product is annotated as TDP-glucose 4,6-dehydratase. The record is from RefSeq and is a predicted model, not a curated record. NCBI's taxonomy places the organism in Eukaryota, Metazoa, Chordata, Actinopteri, Gymnotiformes, Gymnotidae. Gene Ontology annotation, molecular function: dTDP-glucose 4,6-dehydratase activity. Gene Ontology annotation, biological process: nucleotide-sugar metabolic process.